CUGACCAGGGCACAGACAGCAGCCCCUCUCUCUGCGGAUCGGUCCCUCCCUCAGUGAAAACUGCCCUUCCAGCCCUGCGGGGCUGCGGAAACCCAGCCUAAUUGGAUCCAGGACCCUCGGGAGCCUCGGUCCCCACAGGAAGUUCCCAGGCACGAGCUCCCUAGGCUGGCCUGGCUCUUGGAGGCAGGGUGGGGCCCAGCAUCUGGGGCUCAGCACUCUGGGCUGCAUGGAGUGGGGACACAUGGAGGGCAGAGGGGUCGUGAGAGGCCAACUUGGAGCGCAUGGGGGUCUCAAGCUGGGAAGAUGGCAAACUUCAGCUUCUCUCUCCUCGACCAUCUCCUGCUUGUCCCUCCCAGGCCAUCCUUCUGGCCCCAUAAUAACCUGUCCACUGAAAACCCCGACCAUGGCCUUCCCCUGCUCAGAGACGUUCCAUGGCUCCCCAUGGCCUUUUAUCCAAGCACUUCAGCCUGGAACUGUAGCCCUUUAUGAACAGCCCCAGACACCUUUCCCUUCUUCCUCUGCAAAUUCCUGCACCAUACCCACGCCAGACCAAACGUGAUGCUUUGUGCAUUCCUGCCUCUGGGCCUUUGCAUGUGUACUUCUUACUCCUUGGCCUGCCCUUCCCUGGCUUCUCUUGACCUCUCUGCUUUCCUCCUUUAGUAAGUCCCACCUUCAUGAGAUCUUUGUGCAUCCCUCAAUGGGAUGAACACAUCUUUCCAGGAGCGCCCCCACCCCAUAGCUCACCUGAGCCCCAGCAUCAGCUUAUUGCCACUCUGGGGCAGGGAGCAGGUUUCAGAACGUUUAGCUACCCUGGGAAGCUAGCCAGUUUUCCAUGUCUUUGCGCACACCGCCCCUCUGCUUGGAAUGCUCUUCCUCUACCCUCUGGCUCUCUUGGCAAAGCCCUCAGUCUUCAAAGCCCACGUGGACAGACCCCUCCUCUCUCAGGCACAGCCCUUCUCUCUUAGUGAAAGUUUAUUGAGCACCUAGCAUGAACUAGGCACCUGAGCACUUACUGUGUGGCCAGCACUUGGCUCUGGGGCUGCAUUGGUGGCCCUGUCCUUUCGAGUCACAACUGGAGGGAGUUUCCAGAGGCUUGAUAGAGACAUGGCAGAGAAUGCAGGGGGGCUGUGGGUAUGGAUAACAGGGUAAUCUACUUUCUGCUAGGGAGAGUUUGAAAGUGACCUUUAGCUGAGACCUGAAAGAAGAGCCAGGUGAGCUGUGGGGCCAAGUUGGGGUGUGGGGUUGUGACUAAGAACCAGACCCAAGCUCUGAUCUCAGGGAGCUCACAGCUACGCCGGGGACUGGGUGGACAAGGAACCAGGCAAUUCUAGCUUAGUGGGAUCAGUGCUGUGGUGGAGGAGGCCCAGGAGGCUGUGGGAGCUCAGGGGAGAGGCUGCAAAUAGAGCUGUGGGGGGGGGCUGGUGAGCAGGAAGGCUUCCCUAGGGCUGUGACGCCUGAGCUGACUGGUGGUUGAUGGGCACCUGGCAGGGCUUUCGCUGGAUGAUGGAAGGACACAGGCUGUGCAAAGGCACGGUGGCAUGAAAGAGCAACUUGUUUUGGGGGAACUGCAGGUGGUGUUGUGGGGCUGGAAGGAGGGAGGCCAUGGGGAUGUACCUGUUGGGAUGCAUAUGGCCUGCAGAGCCUCACUGGCAAAGGCCUCUGUGCUGGGGAUUUUGAACCAUACCUCAGAAGCGAUGGGAACCCGAGAGAGAUUUCAAGCAGGAGUGAGUGACCUGGGCAGGCUUUGGCCUGGGCCUCCCCUCCGAAGCCUCCACCCAGGACGGGGAGCCCCUUCCUGACUCUGUGUUCCUGACUGGGGUCUGGGGUGUGGCUGGAGGCUCACUGUGGGACCUCGAGCAAGCCCCUGGCCCUCUCUUAGCCCUUCUCUCCUCCUGGGUAAACCCGCAGGGCCUGAGGCCAGAAUCCUAAUGGAGCUGUGGGCAGGGGUUGGGCUGUGUUGCUUAGCCUAAGCUUGCUGAACCUAUAGUUUCAUUAAUAUUCCUUUAAAAAAGUCACGUAACUACCCUGCAGAAAAGUCAGAAUAGGGAAAUGAGGUAAGUCCAAACCUGCCAUUUCUGCUCUCACCCCAAGCCGGAAGCACCGUCACUGUUAGCAUUCUGGCUUUUCCUUCCCUCCUCUCAGUACCUGGUUUUUAUAUGGAUAUCAUUGCUCCGUCCGUCCGUACAAUUUAGAAAAUCUGCUCCCCUACCCCAUCCCCCUGACAAAUGUAUCACGAGUGCUGCAUGAGUGCAGUGGGGUUCCAGUCCUUUCUAACAGAUCCAGUGUUAGGGUGGAAAGCGUGGGCUUUGGAGCCUGACUUUCUGGGUUCAAACCAUACACGCUUGACUGUGGGCAAGUUACCUAAUCUCUCGGUGCCUCAGUUCCUUGUAAGGUUGAUAUGAGAGUUAAAUGAGUCAUUACAGUGCCGGUAAACACUGGCCGUUAUUAAUGGUUGUAGACUAUGUCACUGUGUAACAUGAUUUACAGAGCCAUCCUCCCAUUGUUUAAAAUUUUGGCUGUUUUCAGUUUUUCAAUAUGGUAAAAAAAAAAAAAAAGACACACUGAAGCAAACAGCUUUGUACAUAAACCUUUGUCUAUAUUUGGGUUAUUUUCUAGGGACAGAUGACCAAGAAUGGGAUCAGUAGGCCAGGAAGUCUUAACAUUUUUUUGAGCUCUUGUCACAUUAUUGCCAGACUGUUUUUAGAAAUGUUCCAAUUUGCACUCCCACCAAUAAUGCAUAGAAGUGCCAAUUUCAUCAUACCCUCACCAGCAUAGCGUAUUAUCAUUUUCUUAUUUCUCUUUGCUAUUUUAAGAGGUGAACCUCAUUUCAUUUUCACUGCCAGGGAAGCAGAACUAUUCUCUGUUUAUUAGCUGUUAACAUCCUUUUUGGUCUGCUAGCCUUUACAGAGCACACAUAGCCCCUUCUCAGACCAAUUAGGAAGAUAGGGCUUAGAUAUAGGAAACAGGGAACAGAGUAACAAUGGGGACGAUUUAGUGCCAGGGUAGGGGAGGGGACUUCCCUCUAUCUAGGCCAUAACACUCAGUUGCCUCCACAUUGAACAUCCAUCCAUUCAUUCAUUCAUUCAAACACUUAUCAGGUACUCUUAGGGCUUAAAAGGUAAAUUACCCAGCCAUGAUUCUGCCCUGACAGAGAGCAUGUCCAACAGCAGAGAUGGACAAGAACACAGACAGAAAAUACAGGGAUGUGUGCUCUGAUGAUAGAUGUGUAGGGCACAAAGGGAACAGAGGAGAGGCUCCAACACAGCCCAGGAGGUGAUAGAGGUAGAGCAGUUUUGGAAGGCUUUCAGGAGGAAGUGGUCCAUAAGCUGGAGCUUGAGGAUAAUCUGGAGUUAGCUAGUGAACUGGGGAGGUCAGACGGUUCCAGGGAGAGGGGGCAGCCUGACUGAUGGUGAGGAAGUAAGAAGGGAAGUGGAGCACUAGGGGAUCUCUGUCUGGCUGGGCAGAGUAUAAGGUGGCCAUCGAGGCCACAGAGUCCGCAGGGACCAGACAUACAAGGCCCCAGGAAUCCAGACCUUGUCUGGAGGGAAGUAGGGAGCUAUGGAAGGUUCUAAGGAGGUGAAUAUUGUGAUUUGCUUUUGUCUUUUAGAAAUCUCACAGCGACUGCAGAAGGAGAGUGGAAUGGGGGGUGUGGGUAGAGGUGGGGAAACCAGUGAAGGGAUUCUUGCAAUAGCCGAAGAGCCUGGACCCGGGCAGAGAAGGUGGUGGAGACCUUCUUUCCCUACCCUGCAGAAUCCUAAAAGCAGCCUCACAGUGCACAGCGAAUGUUACCUCUGCUGGGCAGCCCUUGCUGACAUCCACCGCUGCCAAUCAGGUCAUGCCUUCUGGAGGACGGGGCAGUGCAGGGCCUGGCAUGCAGUGGUUAGUUGAGUGCCUACCACCAACUGACCCUGAUCCCACCCCUGCCCCUCCGUGCCUCCAGACUCUCUAUCUCUUCCCCCUCUGCCUUGAGCUGCCAACAGUUUUCUGUCUUUUCUUUGAGAGUAAAUUUAUUGUUUUCAUUAUAAAAGCAACUGAACGGCAUUACGGAGAAUCUGGAAAUCAGAGAAACAAAGACAAAAACCAGAUCAGCUCCAGCCACCUCUCCCAGCCCUCCCUCUGGGUGUGGUUCCCUGCAGCUUGCUUUUUCUGACGCAGGUUUUUAUUUUUGCCUCCUUGUAAUCAUAGUGUCCGGACCAUUUUGGGUCCUGCUCUCUCCCAUUUGCUUUGUUGGGAGCUCGUUCCUCUGUGGCCAUGGGGUCUGGGCAGAUCUCAGUUUUUGAUGCCUGUGGGAUGGUUUGGGGAUGGGGGUGGGACAGGGUUGUUUAACCGCACCCUGCUGUCCUGCAGUGGGCAAGGCUAGUCACAUGCCACCCUGGGCUGCCUGUCUGCAUUGUGUCUGUUUGUCUGUACCUGGACCACCCCAGCCACCUGGUGUACCCCUUCUUCAGUGCCCCUUUAUGGAGCUUACAAGGCUGGCCUCAGGGGCCACCUUCGUGGGAAACGGUCGUGGACAGAUCUGGUUUUAAAUCUAGACUUGGCUCUGCGACCUCAGGCAAGUUACUUAACCUCUCUGGACUUCAGUUUCCUCAUCUGUAUCAUGGGUCUAUUGCCCCAGUAAAAUAAUGGCUGUAAAAAUGCCCUGACACAGUUCCUGGCCCACUGUAAGUGCUCAAGAAAAGGUAGUCAAUAUUAUUGUGUUUUUUCAUUCUACAAAGAGUUUCUGAGACCACUCUGGGCUAGGUGCUGGAAUGGCAAAGAUGAAUGAGCACUAGUUAUACCUGUGAAGAGCUCGUGGUCUGUCAGGGAAGUCACCCAGGGAAACAUAUAAGCAUACCAAUCGGCGCUGGAGUGCUGGACCAGACCUGGGUGGUGUCCUAACUCCAUUACUUGCUAGCUGUGUGACUUUGGGGAGGUUGGUCAACCUCUCUGAGCUGCAGUUUCCUCUUCUGUUAAAUGCACAUCUCACAGGAUCAUUGGGAAGAUUCAGUGCCAUGAUGCAUAUGAUACACUCAGCACAGUGCCUGGCACGUAGUAGGUGUUGAAAUCAAUAGUAGCUGCCAUUUUAUUAUUAUUGUUAUUGUUAUUCCCAUAUACAAGGUGCUGUUGGGAACACAGAGGAAGUGACUGACUGGGGGUUCAGGGAAAGCUCCGUAGAAGAGGGAACACUUGAGCUGGGUCUUGAAGGAUGAGUAGAAGUUCACCAAGUGGGAAAGGACACUCUAGGUCCCUGGCUCUGGGCUGCUCAUCCCUUACUUGAGGGGCAGGAGCAAGUGCUUUGCCCAAGAUCACACAGCCGGAUGGCCGAGCCUCGAUUUAACAACCCCUACUUCUGGCCCCCUCCUCCCACCAUGCCCAGCCAGCUGGACAACCUGGUCCUGAUUAACAAGAUCAAGGAGCAGCUGAUGGCGGAGAAGAUCCGGCCGCCUCACCUGCCGCCCACGUCGGCUUCGUCGCAGCAGCCGCUGCUGGUGCCGCCGGCGCCGGCCGAGAGCAGCCAAGCCGUCAUGUCGCUGCCCAAGCUGCAGCAGGUGCCGGGGCUGCACCCGCAGGCCGUGCCGCAGCCCGACGUGGCGCUGCACGCGCGGCCGGCCACCAGCACCGUCACAGGUCUGGGGCUCUCCUCCCGGACCCCGGCUGUGAGCACGUCCGAGUCGAGUGCAGGCACGGGGACCAGCACCCCGUCCACGCCCACCACCACCAGCCAGAGCCGCCUCAUCGCCUCGUCCCCCACCCUCAUCUCAGGGAUCACCAGCCCCCCCCUCCUGGACUCCAUCAAGACAAUCCAGGGCCAUGGCCUGCUUGGCCCCCCCAAGUCCGAGCGCGGCCGCAAAAAGAUCAAGGCGGAGAACCCAGGGGGGCCGCCCGUCCUCGUAGUCCCCUACCCCAUCCUGGCCUCGGGCGAGACUGCCAAGGAGGGCAAGACAUACAGGUGUAAGGUGUGCCCGCUGACCUUUUUCACCAAGUCUGAGAUGCAAAUUCACUCCAAGUCACACACCGAGGCCAAGCCCCACAAGUGCCCGCACUGCUCCAAGUCCUUUGCCAACGCCUCCUACCUGGCCCAGCACCUGCGCAUCCACCUGGGCGUCAAGCCCUACCACUGCUCCUACUGUGAUAAGUCCUUCCGACAGCUCUCCCACCUCCAGCAGCACACCAGAAUCCACACAGGCGACAGACCCUACAAGUGCCCACAUCCUGGCUGCGAAAAGGCUUUCACUCAGCUCUCCAACCUCCAGUCUCACCAGCGCCAGCACAACAAGGACAAGCCCUACAAGUGUCCCAACUGCUACCGGGCCUACUCGGACUCCGCGUCCCUGCAGAUCCACCUCUCCGCCCACGCCAUCAAGCACGCCAAGGCCUACUGCUGCAGCAUGUGCGGGCGGGCCUACACCUCGGAGACCUACCUGAUGAAGCACAUGUCCAAACACACGGUGGUGGAGCACCUGGUGAGCCAUCACUCGCCCCAGAGGACGGAGUCCCCCGGCAUCCCGGUGCGAAUUUCCCUCAUCUGAGCCGACCCAAGGCGCCGCCCCACCCUGCCCACUGGCAGACACAGACCCAGGCAGCACCAGGCCCCAGCUUCCUCCAGGGGCCCUCCAGGAACAGCCGAGCUCUCUCAUGACCUUCCUGACCUUCCAGAAAGCCUGGGCUGCAGAAGCCCUGCCCGGUCCAGCUCCGGGGGCGGCCAGGCCAACUGCAAGAUUCUGGACUGUUUUGGUGGCAUCCAAAGACGAUCUCAGAGCACUUUGAACCUCUCUGUUGGGUUUCUUUUUGUUCCCCACCCUCCACUUGCUUCACUGUUUUUGUUUUUAAGUUUGUUUUGGAAAUAACAAAAAAGAUAUUUAUUGGCCAAGAAGUUGGUGCUGCUAAGACCGAGAAAUGAAAAGAAUCGGACAGAUGGACACAGAGAACCAGAGGGCAGCGUGGGACCUUCUCUUGCCACAGCCUCAGGUCUUGAGGGAAGGCUCAGGCCUGGGUUUCUGGACUGCAAAGGGGACCCCCCCCCCCCGCCAGGUGGGAGGGGACAGGAAGCAUCUGGAGUGAGCCACUCACCCCUAGGUGCCCAGCUCCAACCUCUCGGGCUACACCCUGGGCAUUACUGAGCAGAGGGAUGAGGCAGCUCCUGGGGCUGCCCGGGCUUCAGGAGGCAAAACAGGAGAGGGGCUGGGAGAUCCACAGGACCAAAGGGUGCAGCGUUGGGCUGGGCUGGGCACAGGCCCAGGGAAAUGGGGUGAGGGUGGGCUGGGUAAGACCUGGCCCUCCACUGCCCUGAAGACCACCCCAGUCUACCUCGGUGCUGGCCAGGAAACCUAUUGGCUACCUCUCCCACCAUCCCAGACUGUGGGCAGGGGGGUGGGGAGGGAGUGGGCCUAGGCUUAGGACCCCCCCUCCAGAAUUUCCUCCAGAUGGGGCAGUGCCCAGGGAGGGGUUAUGUGUCUUCCCUGUCAUGAAGGGGGGAAUCCCCAGUCCAGGCCCUAGGCCCCUCGGCAGGGAAGGGAUCCUCGGGGAGGAGGGUCCCAGGAGCAGACCCUGCCCUCAGCCCCCACAGACAUACCCCGAUCUGAAAGCCAUGCGUGUCCAUGUAUAUAGGAACUAUGUACAGAGCCCGGAGAAGCCCCCCUUCAUCCCCCGGGGAAAAAAAAAAAAACUAGACAGAAACUCAUCUAUAUAUUCUGUAUCUGGAGUUCCGUUUUGAAUAUUAACUGUGUUAUUUUUAUACACUUUUUAAGCCUUAACUCGCCAUUGAUUUACCAGUUUAACGUUUCCUGGGGUUUUUUUUCCCAUGGGGUUCUCUGCCCCAGCCCCCACCCCUUUGUUUGACUUGCGUCGUCGGAUACUCAGUAUUGUAGCUUUUUGUCCGCAUGUUACUACCCUGUAAAUACGCUGUUAUACAUACUGUUAACACCCCAUUUGCUUUUUUCUAUGGGACCUCCAGGCCACCAUAUCUAGAACUAGUUACCUUAUUAAAAAAGAGAAAACAGUCUGUCGGCUUCUCAGUCUGCAUCUUGGUGGCAGGGAGGUGAGGGCAGGUGCCCCUCAAUGCUUCAGGAAACAGGUUUGCAUUCUAUUUAAGAGAAGGGGUGGGGAGCAAAAUAAAAAUCCAGUGUGGGGGAAGACACUACAUGGGGCGAGAGACCAAGAAUCCCAAACCCUCUGCUCUUUGUAUUUCUCUGUUGUGAAGAAUAAACUGUACCUGCACCUGG
Acinonyx jubatus (cheetah) is the source of this 8201-nucleotide messenger RNA. RefSeq names its product zinc finger protein 362 (gene ZNF362). Gene Ontology annotation, molecular function: RNA polymerase II cis-regulatory region sequence-specific DNA binding; DNA-binding transcription factor activity, RNA polymerase II-specific. The record is from RefSeq and is a predicted model, not a curated record. The transcript is spliced from 9 exons. Gene Ontology annotation, cellular component: nucleus. The coding region runs from base 5298 to 6509 and encodes 403 amino acids. Gene Ontology annotation, biological process: regulation of transcription by RNA polymerase II; central nervous system development. Lineage: Eukaryota; Metazoa; Chordata; Mammalia; Carnivora; Felidae.